Molecule: messenger RNA, 1376 nt
Organism: Pseudo-nitzschia multistriata
Lineage: Eukaryota; Bacillariophyta; Bacillariophyceae; Bacillariales; Bacillariaceae
Source: the annotation of a GenBank genome assembly
CAGGUACCGUUCUCGUACGAGUACCAUACUUCUUCUCCGGCUUGGAUCAACCGCAGCAACGGGAUUGCGCUCCGAAACGCGACACCGCACAACGAAGAAUACAGAAACCAAAACGGUGGCUUUAUCGAAAUGGCGACAGCGACGACGAGUUCAAAGGGCGUUGUCCUGGUCACUGGCGGCGCCGGAUACAUCGGCAGCCACACAAUUUUUUGCCUUCUGGAGCAGGGCUACGGCGUCGUUGUUCUGGACAACCUGUCCAACUCGAGCGUCGCCUCCCUCGAUCGCGUGGCGGAGCUCACGGGCCUCGACGAGGCCGCCCGGAGGGAGCGCCUCGUCUUUCACCAGGUAGAUCUGUGCGACAGGGAUGCCCUGAAGCGGGUCUUCGAAACCUCUCCMAGAUUCGCGGCGUGCAUCCACUUUGCGGGCCUCAAGGCAAGUGCAACGGGCACUUGUGCGACCGAGCAGCCGUAUGCUAUCAAUACAGUACGUAGUCCCUCUUUGCUUGUCCCGUCUUGUUCUCACGAACCCGAUUUUUCUUGCGUCGACCACAGGCCGUGGGAGAAUCGACGAGAAUCCCACUAAAAUACUACCACAACAAUAUCACCGGAACCCUCUUCCUGCUCGAGCUCCUCGACGAAUUUGGUUGCCACUCGAUUGUCUUUUCGAGUUCCGCCACCGUCUACGGAGCAGCCGACAAGAUGCCAAUCACGGAAGAAACCCCGGUUGGAACCGGUAUUACCAAUGCGUAUGGGCGAACCAAGUACAUGCUCGAAGAGAUUCUCCGAGACUUUUACAAAUCGAAAACACUGGGAGACGCCGAGACGGACUGGUCCGUCGCACUCCUUCGCUACUUCAACCCCAUCGGAGCCCACCCCUCGGGCAAGAUCGGAGAAGACCCGAACGGAAUCCCAAACAACCUCAUGCCGUACGUCGCACAGGUUGCCACCGGGCGGCGGGAGUUCCUGACCGUAUUUGGCGACGAUUACCCGACGCCCGACGGAACGGGGGUUCGCGACUACCUGCACGUCAUGGACCUGGCCGAGGGCCACAUCUCAGCGAUCGAAUACAUGGAAAAGAAGAAAUCGGGGACGUUCACGUUCAAUCUAGGAACAGGGAACGGAUGCAGCGUCAUCGACAUGGUCAGGGCCAUGAGCAAAGCCUGUGGUCACGAGAUCAAAUACAAGGUGGGUCCCCGCCGUCCGGGAGAUAUUGCUACGUGCUACGCCGAUGCCAGCCUGGCGAAGAACGAACUGGGGUGGGAGGCCAAGCUCACGCUGGAAGAUAUGUGCAGAGACCUAUGGAGCUGGCAGUCUCAGAACCCAAACGGAUAUUGAAAAAAUCCAAAACACAGCAUGCAGUAAACAUUGCCUUGCACC